Branchiostoma belcheri (Belcher's lancelet) is the source of this 2097-nucleotide messenger RNA. RefSeq lists its product as uncharacterized. Bases 1 to 2097 code for a protein of 698 amino acids. Lineage: Eukaryota; Metazoa; Chordata; Leptocardii; Amphioxiformes; Branchiostomatidae. The transcript is spliced from 5 exons. The record is from RefSeq and is a predicted model, not a curated record.
AUGGCAGAUGAGAAGACUUGGCGUGAGUUUGAUGAAGACACCAGCAAGAUGCUGAAGAAGAAACUGAAAGGAUCAGCUAAGGAAAAGUUAGAAGUGAUUGGCGAUUUGAUUUAUGACUUUGGAGAAGAGAGGUUUGGAGUUGACAAACCGCGUGAAAGAGAUCCUAAGAAGGACCUGGAGGGCCACCUGCGGGGUGUAUACUCUGAUGAGCAUCGUGACGCACCAAUGCCCGACAUUGGAGGUUUAGUAAGACCACCACAGCCAGGUGUUGAGUUUGAUGUAUCAGAGCCCAGGUUCAAGGAGGUUGCUAGUUUUAUCGAAAAGGCGCGAGCAGCGUCGGCACCUGGUCCAAAUGGAGUCCCGUACAAAGUGUACAAGAAAUGUGAGAAGCUAAAGAGAGUCCUCUGGAGAUUGCUGAAGGUGUACACAACUGAGUGGCAGAGAUUGGAAGUUGGCAUUCCGAUGGGGUGUGCUAUAUCACCAAUCCUGUUUGUGCUAGCAAUGGAGGUGAUGACAAGGAGCGCAGAGCGAAUGGGACCUGGGGUGUCGCUCGAGGGUUCGGAAGAACUGCCAUCGAUCAGAGCAUUUAUGGACGAUCUGACACUCCUAAACCCAAAUACCACAGCGUCUCAGAGAAUCUUGGACAGACUGGAUGAACUGAUGGUUUGGGCUAGAAUGAAGUUCAAGACCAAGAAAUCCAGGAGUCUGGUCCUAAAACAAGGGACGCUGGCUGACUACCAUUUCAACCUGAGUGGGGAGCAGAUCCCAACCAUCCAAGAGCAGCCUGUCAAGAGCCUUGGUCGGUGGUACACUGAGGACCUCAAAGACACUAAGCGAGUUCAAGAGACAGCAAAGCUCAUACGAGAGGGGUUAGAGGCAAUAGACAACAGUGGUCUGCCUGGAAAACUGAAGCUUUGGUGUCUACAGUAUGGGCUUAUGCCAAGGAUCAUGUGGCCUUUAACAGUGUAUGAGGUAGCUUUAAGCCACGUGGAAGCCAUGGAACGCAACAUCAAUACGUAUGUAAAGAAAUGGCUGGGAGUGCCGAACAGCCUCACAAACAUUGCAAUUCACAGUAGGAAGGCAAAGCUGAAUAUCCCAGUGCGAUCACUUGUGGAAGAGUUUAAGGUGGCCAAAGUGAGAACCUCCAUGACCUUAAGUAACUCCAAAGACCCAGUGAUUAGAAACUUUCAGCCUGAUUUAAGGUCUGGAAGAAAGUGGAGAGUAAGUGCUGCGGUAGAAGAAGCUGAGGCGAGGCUUAGGCACAAGGAAGUAGUUGGUGCGACCCAGACUGGCCGUCAAGGACUUGGGCUGAUUCGUCACAAGUGGUGGUCAUCGGCAACGGAGAAGGAGCGAAGAGAGAUGGUUGUGCAGGAAGUAAGAGAACAGGAAGAAGAGAAGAGGGUUGCUGUAGCAGCCGGACAGGCUAAGCAGGGAAUGUGGACAACCUGGGAGAGUGUUGAGCAAAGGAACAUUUCAUUUAAUGUCCUGUGGCAGAUGGAACCUCUCCGCAUCUCGUUCCUGUGGCGCUCCACGUACGAUCUUCUACCGACACCAGCGAAUCUGAGUAAAUGGUAUGAGGAGCGGUCAGACUGUUGUGCAGCAUGUGGGCAGAAGGGCACCUUGCAACAUAUCCUCAGCGCAUGUCCAUCCGCACUCUCUAGUGGGAAAUAUACGUGGAGGCACAACAAUGUACUGAGAGUGAUAGUGGACGCUAUCAAGGGGAGAGUUGAAUGUGUCAACGCCGAGGAGGUACCCGCCGGUAAUCAGUACUUCACCCCAUUUCUGAAGGAAGGUUCCCAGCCGAGGAAAGACACCAGCUCCAAGCGUAAACCUAGCAUCCUUUCAGCUGCAAACGACUGGAAAUUCAUGUACACAAUGUUUGCAGAACCGAUUGAGGUCUGCAAUCAACAUCCGUACCUGGGAAUCUUAAUAUCACAGGACCUCAAGUGGACAGCUCACAUCAACAACACCACGGCCAAGGCCAACACCACACUAGGUUUUCUCAGGAGAAACAUACGGGGGCUUCAGUCGAGCACCACCACCCCACCGGCCGCACCUAGCCGUGCACCCAGCACCCUGGUCGUGAUGCCCCAGUGA